AUGCGUAUAGUCCCUAUUCCAAUAUUUGAAAAUAAUUACUCUUACCUUAUCAUUGAUGAUAAAACAAAUGAAGCUGCUGCAGUUGAUCCAGCUGAACCCCGAAAGGUUUUAACGGCUCUUGCUCAAACUGGAGCGAGAUUAACAUCAGUUUUGACGACGCAUCAUCAUCAGUAA
Diversispora eburnea is the source of this 174-nucleotide messenger RNA. The record is from the annotation of a GenBank genome assembly. Lineage: Eukaryota; Fungi; Glomeromycota; Glomeromycetes; Diversisporales; Diversisporaceae.